Molecule: messenger RNA, 3609 nt
Organism: Rhagoletis pomonella (apple maggot)
Lineage: Eukaryota; Metazoa; Arthropoda; Insecta; Diptera; Tephritidae
Product: cohesin subunit SA-1-like
Exons: 12
Coding region: 146-3508 (1120 amino acids)
Biological process (GO): sister chromatid cohesion
Cellular component (GO): nucleus; chromatin; cohesin complex
Molecular function (GO): chromatin binding
Source: RefSeq, a predicted model, not a curated record
UCAACAAACCUAUUUUCCAAGUAAAUGUAUCCUGUGAAUAGAGAAAAAUGUGAAAAUUGUUUGCCGGUUUCUUGUUAAAUUAAUAAAUAAAUUACAGCCAUUUGAGGAAUUAUAGAAUAACAAGUCUGUACAUAUAUAACUUACAAUGAUGGCGAGACGGGGCGGAAAACGAAUUCGUAUGAAUGAUCCUCCUCCAGAAUAUGAAGAACAUGGGGAAGUGUUGAAUGAAAGUACAUCAGAUGGAGAUAGCCCUAUGAAACGAAUGACACGUCUGCGUGCUCGAGGAGGAGUGCGUGACAAGCCGCCAAUUAUUGAUGAUGAUGAAGACGACUUUUUUAUACCCGUGGCACGUAAACGCAAACCGCCCGGAACACGGAAACCGCCUGGCGAACGCCGGGAGCGUGUGGAGAGACCUCGAAAGGAGCACAUUGAAAAGGAACAGGAGCGUAUUGAUAUGGAAAGAGAUGUUACCACGGAUGAAAACAGUUUAUAUUUCAUUGUGCGGCAUUCCAAAUCGGCCAUAGCGAGUAUUGUUGAUGAUUGGAUUGAGAAAUACAAACAAAAUCGUGAUUCUGCCUUAAUUGCAUUAAUGCAAUUUUUUAUAAAUGCAAGUGGUUGCAAAGGCAAAAUAUCUGAAGAUAUGCCACAUCCAAUGGAACACACUGCUGUGAUACGCAAAAUGACUGAGGAAUUUGAUGAGGAAAGCGGCGAAUAUCCAUUGAUAAUGCCUGGGCAGCAAUGGAAAAAAUUCAAAAUGAAUUUUUGCGACUUUGUGCAAACUUUGGUAAAGCAGUGUCAAUAUUCUAUCAUUUACGAUCAGUUCCUUAUGGAUAAUGUGAUCUCACUUUUGACGGGUCUCUCUGAUUCGCAAGUGCGUGCAUUCCGUCAUACGGCUACUUUGGCGGCAAUGAAGUUAAUGACAGCGCUGGUGGAUGUAGCAUUGCUUGUCUCAAAUAACUUCGAAAAUGCUGCAAAACAAUACGAAGCUGAGCGCGUCAAGUCGCGAGAUCGCCGUGCUUCGGAUCGGUUGGAGUCAUUAAUGACGAAACGUGCCGAGCUUGAAGAGAAUAUGGAUGAAAUUAAAAAUAUGUUAACAUAUAUGUUUAAAUCCGUAUUUGUGCAUCGAUAUAGGGACACACUGCCGGAUAUACGUGCAAUUUGUAUGGCGGAAAUCGGCGUCUGGAUGGAAAAUUAUCCACAAAAUUUCCUCGACGACUCAUAUCUAAAAUACAUCGGAUGGACAUUACAUGACAAGGUCGGUGAAGUCCGCCUUCGGUGCCUGCAAGCGCUACUACCGUUAUAUGACAAAGAAGAACUGAAGGGAAAACUAGAGUUGUUUACUUCGAAAUUCAAAGAUCGUAUUGUUGCUAUGACUCUGGAUAAAGAAUUUGAGGUGGCAGUACAUGCAGUUAAAUUGGUGAUCAGUAUUUUAAAAAUCCACCCUGACAUUUUGGCCGACAAAGAUUGUGAAAUAGUCUACGAGCUUGUAUAUUCAUCGCAUCGCGGAGUAGCCCAGGCUGCAGCCGAGUUUUUAAAUGUACGACUUUUUCACUUAACUGCCGAUAUGGAAGAGACAAAAACGAGACGUGGUAAAAUACGGCUACCAAAUACACCCCUAAUACGAGAUUUAGUACAGUUCUUUAUUGAAUCUGAACUGCACGAACAUGGUGCCUACCUGGUGGACUCCUUCAUAGACAAUAAUGCCAUGGUCAAAGAUUGGGCUUGUAUGACCGAUCUACUUCUCGAAGAGCCUGGAAUUAACGAAGAGGUGCUAGACAACAAGCAGGAGUCAACACUUAUCGAAAUAAUGGUUAGCAGCGUGAAGCAGUCAGCGACAGGUGAAGCGCCCGUUGGACGCGCGAGUAAUCGUAAAAUUACAUUAAGUUCAAAGGAGCUUAAGGCAAUACAAGAUGAAAAAAUUCGACUGACUGAACAUUUUAUUAUAACACUGCCGCCUUUAUUGGAGAAAUACCAGGCGGACAGUGAAAAAUUGGCAAAUCUGUUGGCAGUGCCACAGUAUUUUGAAUUGGACAUAUAUACCACAAAUCGACAAGAAUCUAACUUGCAGGCUUUGUUGGAUAAAAUGAGUUACAUAAUGUCUGUACAUACGGACCGAGAAGUACUCGAGACCUGCGCUAAAACACUGGAGUACUUAUGCAGUGAGGGUAGUGCGACAUACACUCGCUGUGAUGUAGCCCGGUCGAAUAUUAUUGACAAUGCGGUUAAUAAAUAUAAAGAUGCCAUUGAUGACUGGCGAAAUUUGAUUGCUGGUGAAGAGCUACCCAAUGAAGAUGAAAUCUACAAUGUGACAAUAUCACUCAAAGUUAUUUCCAUCUUGUACGCUUCUCAUAAUCUCAAUAUUUGGAGUUUAUUUGAUUCAAUAUUCCAAGACGUGGAAGAAUGCCAGUCGAAAGAGAAUCCUGGGCGCACUUUACCCAACGAAGCGUUGGUCUAUUGCAUCGAGGCGUGCUACUUUUCGAUAAGUUGGGGCUUAUACUUUGUAGAAAAUCAAUGUGAAAGCAGUAAUAUACCUGUUGUAUGCGCUGAAUUGCGUGACAAUAUGGUUAAAUACAUGGCAGCAUGUAUCGAACUAACACGUAAUGGACCAUCGGAACAAAUUCAAGAAUCGGCCUACCAGUCUGUAUGUGAUCUUCUGAUAGUAUUUUCGGACCAACUUUCUAAAAAUGAAGAUGAAAAUAUACGCGCCUUGGAGUAUAAGUCAACACUGGACGAACAAUUAAUUUUAAAUAAUUUUAUCCAGCAUUAUGUUUUUACAAUCAAACCAGAAGUUGUUCAAGACGAGACACGAAUUGAAGAAUUACACAAAAAACGUAACUUCCUGGCGUCCUUCUGCAAAUUGGUUGUCUACAAUAUAAUACCCACAAAGAGUGCAGCUGGAAUGUUUAAACACUACGUGAAGUGUUACAAUGAGUAUGGCGACAUCAUUAAAGCCACACUUGGAAAGGCACGUGAAAUAAAUAAAGUAAACUUCGCCUUGACCUUACUGCUCAGCUUGAUUGCUGUUUUUAAAGACUUGCAGCAACAGUCUGAGAAUAGUGUAAUUUCAAAAAAUUCACAUGAGUUCUCUGACCUUAAGGAGUUGGCCAAACGUUUUGCACUGACUUUUGGGUUUGAUGCUAUUAAGAACCGUGAACAGGUCAUCGCCCUGCAUCGAGCUGGCAUACUUUUUGCCGUCGGUGAUAUACCUGAAGAUCCAGUAGCAGCACCUACACGACUUUUAUUCCUUGAAGUGUUAAAUGAAUUCAACAACAAAUUGCUAAAACAGGAUAAAAAGGUUAUAUUGAAUUUCCUCGAUCGCCGAAUAUCGCCGGGUAUGCCAUCGAGCAGAGCGGAAGAAUGGCAACCGCUUGUACUGUAUAGGAACUCCUUGCUGCAUGGUGAAACCGAUCAAGCGCCUGUGGCGAAGCGGGCUUAUGCGCGAAAGCGAAGGGAACACGAUGACGAAGACGAAGAAGAGGAAUAUGAAGAAGACCAUAAUGAUGCCUAAUUUUAAGUUAGUAGUAAUAGUAUUUUAAGAAGUAGUUUUUACAUAAAUUCCACUAUUACAUUGGCAUAAAGAGAAAUAAAUAUAAUUUUUACGCGGAGAUA